Molecule: messenger RNA, 3110 nt
Organism: Pantherophis guttatus
Lineage: Eukaryota; Metazoa; Chordata; Lepidosauria; Squamata; Colubridae
Gene: OVCH2
Product: ovochymase 2
Biological process (GO): proteolysis
Molecular function (GO): serine-type endopeptidase activity
Source: RefSeq, a predicted model, not a curated record
UCCACGCUGUUUUAACAUAGCUACAGCUUGAACAUGCCAGUGGCUUUAGGGCAUCUCCUUCUACUUAUACUUGGAACAGUCUAUCUUCAAAAAACAAGCUGUCCAUCAAUGGCUCUCCAACAAGAUUCAAGUUGUGGGCAGAAAGUCCUUGGAAGCGAUUCAUGGGGCUUUUAUAACCACUUUGCUCGGAUUGUUGGUGGAAGCCAAGUACAACAAGGAUCACAUCCAUGGCAGGUUUCCUUGAAAAGAAGCAAUCACCACUUCUGUGGAGGAACCCUUGUUUCCACUCAGUGGGUAAUCACAGCAGCUCAUUGUGUUGUAAGCAGAUCACUGCUUCGUUUGCUGACCGUCACUGCUGGAGAACAUGAUUUGAGUUUGAAAGAUGAGGAAGAGCAGACCCUCCCUGUCAAAGACAUAAUUAAGCACCCCAAAUUUAAUAGGAAGAAACCAAUGGAUUAUGAUAUUGCUCUUCUAAAAAUGGAUGGUCACUUCAAAUAUGGUGCAGCUGUAUGGCCAGUAUGUCUUCCUGGCCCACGUGAAAAAUUUGAUCCAGGAUAUAUAUGUGUCACUUGUGGUUGGGGUCGUUUAAGAGAAAAUGGGAUCCUCCCUGACAUUCUGCAUGAAGUCAGGUUGCCCAUCUUAGACCAGACUCAAUGUUCUCGAAUCUUGUCAACUCUAAGGAGGCCUAUUCAAAGUCACACUAUAAUGUGUGCUGGAUUUCCAGAUGGAGGAAAAGAUGCUUGCCAGGGGGAUUCUGGAGGCUCACUUGUGUGCCAACGUGAACAUGGUUCUUGGACCCUGAUUGGAGUGACUUCAUGGGGCAUAGGAUGUGCUCGAAGCUGGAUUUAUAAUCUGCAAAGGAAGUAUGAGAAAAGAGGAACUCCAGGCGUUUUUACAGACCUGACCAAGGUGCUCCCUUGGAUUCAGCAGCAUAUAGAUGCCGAUGUCAAAAUGAAAAGUUCUGUAGUAUCGUGUAACUUUCAAGAUGGUGAACUUUCUGGCAGUGAAGGAAAAUUGGUUUUUCCUGAAUUCCCAAAGCCCUUUUAUCAGGAUAAUCAGCUCUGCAUUUGGACUUUAUCUGUUCCAGAAGGGAGGCAUAUAGUGUUGAAUUUUUCUCACUUUGAUGUGGAGCCAGAUGCAUUCUGUGACUAUGAUUCUUUGUCAGUGAUUUCUAUGGAUGAUAGACUCAUUGGGAAAUUUUGUGGAAUGGACCUACCACUACCUAUUUUGAUUGGUUCAAACAGUGUAAGAUUGAAAUUUGUCUCAGAUAACAAGGACGAAGGAACUGGAUUUAGCAUGACAUACCAAGCUAUUAAGCCAGCUGGUUUUCUAGAUUCUGGUUGUGGAUCUCUAGCAGUUCUCUUUGAAGAAGGAACAGUGCAAAGCAUGCACUAUCCGGAAGCAUAUAAUAACCUGGCAGAAUGCCAAUGGAUUGUUCAUGCUCCAGAGAAUCAAGUUAUUAAGCUCGCCUAUGAACACUUUGAACUGGAAGAAAAUGAAGACUGCAGUUAUGACUCAGUGACAGUCUAUGAAAAUGUUGAAAAGGAGAAAGAAAUAGCUCGAUCAUGUGGAUUUGCUGUCCCGGCACCAGUUUUAAGUUCCUCUAACACAAUGCUUAUCCAGUUUCAUUCUGAUGAAACAGAGACCUACAGUGGGUUCAAAGCUGUAUUUUUCUUCAUUGAUGUUGCAGAUUUAAACAUAACAAAUUCAAGCGGUGGAGUGAUACUUGAAGAAAUCAGUGACCCUGCAAAUGAAACAGACAUGCCUGCAGAUGAUAGCUGUGGAUUAGCAUCUAACCAGCCUAGAUUUCUCUUUAGUCGGAUAGUUGGCGGUGAGGAAGCUGUGCCGUAUUCCUGGCCUUGGCAGGCCAGCUUGCAAAUUUUGGAUGAAAACAUCUGUGGUGGAGCUGUUCUCACAAGAACAUGGGUUGUUACUGCUGCUCAUUGUUUAAAAAAAGAGGGAAAAUAUCAAGAUCUUUGGAGAGUGGUGGUGGGCACUCAUGAUAUAAAAGAGCAAGAUCAGAGCAGCCAAAAAAGAUUGGUGAAGCAGUACAUCACACAUCCGGAUUUUAACACCAGUACUCUGGAUUCAGACAUUGCUCUAGUGGAACUUACUGAGCCUUUAGAAUUCAAUCAUUAUGUUCAUUCAGUGUGCCUCCCGGAGCAAGAGGAUAAGGUUGAACCUUCAAGAAUUUGUGUAAUUACAGGUUGGGGCAAUCAGUAUGAAGACAGAGCACAGUCAAGUAAACUGCAUCAACUCAGAGUUCCUAUUUUGGUUUCUGAAGAAUGUCAGAAAUAUUAUGUGGACCAUCCUGGUGUGGUCAACAAAAGGAUGUUCUGUGCUGGAUUUCCUGCAGAAGGGGGAAAGGAUGGAUGUACAGGUGAUUCUGGAGGCCCACUGGUUUGUCCUGCAAAAGACUCAAGCUACUACACCCUUAAUGGAAUAAUCAGCUGGGGCCUUGGUUGUGGAAGAAAAGGCUAUCCAGGAGUCUAUACAAAUGUUGCUAUUUUUGCUGAUUGGAUCAGUCAAUACAUAUAUGGAAAAAAUAAUUCAUCAAGUAUGGCAUGAAGACUUUUGAAGAAGAUAACUAAAGGCACCAUUCUGAAGGGCAUUCCUUAGUUCAUGUAUCUGACCAUUAGAUGUGUGAGCUACACUGAUCAAAAAGGAAAAAAAAAGAUAAAAAGCUGUAACUGUUCUAGUCUCAUACUAGGAUAUUCAUUUAUUAGUACUGUCUUAAUUGUGUGCUUCAGUUCAAGUUUCUGUAUGCAUUAAGAAUUACUCAGAUAGCAGUAGUAAAAGCACUGAAUGAGUUAGGAGUGCUGACUUUUUUUUAAAAAAAAAUUAGAGUGCACCUUGUUUUUACAGUAAUUUUAUAGUAUAAAUGAAUAUAUUUCCCCCACAUAUUAACUAUCUGCUGAAGGGAGGAGGAGAAGGGAGAAAAGUAAGGAUGUAGCAGCACUACUGAUUGUGUGGCAAGAAAUGUAUGUGAUUGUAUUAUUACUUGCACAUUAGAUCAACAAUGUCCAGCCUCCUGAUGCAAAUUAUAGUUAUAUAGUUAUAUUUUUCACCAUCAUACUUACGAAUGUGGCAAAUAAAUGUAUGUACAAGGA